Messenger RNA from Phymastichus coffea, 1314 nucleotides. RefSeq names its product trypsin-4-like. The transcript is spliced from 6 exons. Bases 1 to 801 code for a protein of 266 amino acids. Gene Ontology annotation, molecular function: serine-type endopeptidase activity. Lineage: Eukaryota; Metazoa; Arthropoda; Insecta; Hymenoptera; Eulophidae. Gene Ontology annotation, biological process: proteolysis. The record is from RefSeq and is a predicted model, not a curated record.
AUGGGUUUCCCGGGUGUAAAGCUCGCGCUCUAUCUUUGCGGCAUGUUUUUUCUCGUUGCAGGUCGGAGUCAUCAGAAACGGGCCAAGCGCAUCAUCGGUGGUACGAGUGUCGAUAUCGAAUUGGUUCCGUAUAUGUUAUCGUUGAGGCUCCACGGCAAACACAUCUGCGGCGCGGUGAUCAUCGGCAAAGAGUGGUGUUUAACCGCAGCGCACUGUUGCGUCGCUUUCCACGAUCCCGUCCGCAGUGGCAAGCUGACAGUUCGAAGCGGCACGUCAAAUCUGCACGAGGGUGGCGAUUCCCGUCGAGUGACGCAGGCGACGCGUCACGAGCUUUAUCGCGACGGCGACGACGAUUACGACUUGUGCGCGUUGCGCGUCGAGACGGCCUUUGAGUAUUCCAACGUGACUGCGCCCGUCAAGUUACCGAAACUUGAAAAACAGAGCACGCACCUGAUUGAUGGGUCCGUGGCUGGUUGGGGAUACACUGCGGCUGAUGGAACCGUGCUUUCUCCGCGACUGCAACUGUUGAACGUAUCGAGGGUCGAUUUGAAGGAUUGCAAGCACGCCUAUCGGAAUUCGUACACGAUUCACGACGACGACGUAUGCUACGGUUCCGACAACGGGUGGGACGGCGCUUGUCAAGGAGACUCGGGUGGUCCUCUCGUCAAUCGCGACUUCGUACUCGUCGGAAUAGUGUCGUUUGGCGCCGAGUGCGGAUACAGCAAAUUACCCGAUGUCUACGUUGACGUUACGCAAUUCCUCGAGUGGAUCGAACGAACGACGAGACUGCACGCCGAAUAACUUCCAAAAUAAUGCUCGGAAUUUUGUCGAGCAAUUGUUUAUGCUCGCUCGCGAAAGAAGCUUCGACGUGCUGGAUAAGCGUGUGCUUUCCUUCGAACAAUCAUAUCUGCAAUAGUUGUCGAGUUAUAUUUGCGACUAACUCUUCGACGAAACGUUGUAGCUUGGAGCUUGUCCCCGUCGAUUAGUCAUUCGCUUCAUUCGACCACCGCUGGAUUUCAGAAGCCGAUCUCUCCAGGAAAAGACAGUCGGAGUCCCUGCCGAAAGUCUACCGGCGCAAUCAAAUGAAAAACGGAACGCGUACAGAAUCGCUGAUGUGUCGGAGCUACAGGGAAUAGCGAUUGGAUUAUUCCCGAUGAUAGCAUUGAAAUGGUAAAUCCUGAGAGGGAUGCGUCAAGUAUUCGAUUUUUCAGCAAAAGCUUUUCCCAUUGAUACCAUGAUUUCGAUCGAAGCUCGAAUUUAGCUCACCUUAUUUCACCAAUCUUUGUAGAAUAUUAAUUGAGGUAAUACUUUGAA